UGGAGGGGCCUUGUUGACACACUCACUGGGCUUAGUGACUGUCACCGAGUGCUUAGUGACAAAUAGUAAACAGAGGCGAACUCUGCAGGGCUGGGUGGUUUCUUCAGGAGAGACUGGCAGGCCAUCGAUCCCUGUGUACUGCUGAGAAGUCUAAAGUGAAGGUCUAGACCAGCUUGCUGGGACAUCUGGAUGUGGCUGAUGGCAAAAGACACAGGCAUGAGUGUGGCCUCUGUGACACUUGCUAGUGCCCUGCAGGUCAGAGGUGAAGCCCUGUCUGAGGAGGAAAUCUGGUCCCUUUUGUCACUGGCUGCUGAGCGACUCCUGGAAGACCUACGUAAUGAUUCCUCAGACUAUGUGGUCUGCCCCUGGUCACUCCUGCUUUCUGCAGCCGGAAGUCUUUCUUUCCAAGACAACGUUUCUCACAUAGAGGCUGCACCAUUCAAGGCUCCCGAACUGCUACAGGGACCAGAUGAGGAAGAGCGGCCUGACGCAUCUCAAACGCAUGUCUACUCCUUAGGGAUGACUCUCUACUGGUCAGCGGGGUUUCGUGUUCCACCAAAGCAGCCCCUGCAGCUUCAAGAGCCUAUGCACUCCCUCCUGCUGGCCAUGUGUGAAGACCAGCCACGGAGACGGCGGCCACUGCAGGCGGUUCUGGAAGCCUGCCGGAUUCAUCAGGAAGAGGUGGCUGUGUACCCGGCCCCCGCCAGUCUCCAUAUCAGUCGGCUAGUGGGUUUGGUGCUGGGCACCAUCUCUGAGGUGGAGAGGAGAGUUGCAGAGGAAAACGCUUGUGAGCAGCGGAACAGAAGCUGCUUUCUCAGGAGCAGGCUGCAUCAGGCAGACAGUGAGAGCCCCGGAUCUCGGGCCCCCGAUGCUCUGCAGCCUCGGAGAGUUUCAGGGCGAAGCACAGAGACACAGAGUUCCUUGGAGCGAUGCUGGAGCACCACAGCGCACAGUCGUAGCGGCUUUAACAGCACAUUUGCAGGUGCAGGUCCCUGUGACUGUGAGGAAGGUCCACGGUGUGGCUCGGGGCCUAUGCUCUUGGCAGAAGCAGAAAGCUCAAAGCCAGCAACCUCUUCUCCAAGGAAUUUUCUGCACAGAAAGGGAAAGUUCUCCAGACCGGAGUUCAUCCUGUUGGCUGCAGAGGCCCCUGUGACCCUACAUUUGCCUGGAUCCAUUGUGACCAAAAAAGGGAAAUCCUACUUGGCUCUCAGAGACCUCCGUGUGCUCUUGCUGAACGGACAGUGUCUGGAGGUGAAGUGUGAUGUGGAGUCCACGGCAGGAGCCGUCUUCAAUGCCGUCAUGUCCUUCGCCAACCUUGGGGAGACCACAUACUUUGGCUUGGCUUACGUGAAAGGUGAAGAGUUCUUUUUCCUGGAGCCCAACACCAGAUUGUGCAAAGUUGCCCCAGAAGGCUGGAGAGAGCAGCAGCCGAAAAGUUCCGUGGACACUUUAACACUCUUUCUGCGGAUAAAGUUUUUCGUCAGUCACUAUGGGCUGCUCCGGCACAGCCUGACGAGGCAUCAGUUUUACCUGCAGCUCCGGAAAGACAUUUUAGAAGAGAGGCUGUAUUGCAACGAUGAGACGCUGCUGCAACUGGGGGUCCUUGCCCUGCAGGCUGAGUUUGGCAGCUAUCCUAAGGAGCAGGUGGAGGGUGAAACAUACUUCCAAAUCCAAGAUUACAUCCCGGCAAGGCUUAUUGAGCGGAUGACAGCAAUCCGGGUCCAAGUAGAAGUCUCAGAAAUGCACCGACUCAGUCCUGCACCACAGGGAGAGGAUGCUGAGCUGGAGUUCUUAGAGGUUGUCCAGCAACUCCCAGAAUAUGGAGUCCUGGUUCACCGUGUUUCCCCAGCAAAGAAGAGACAAGAAGGGGGAAUGGCCUUGGGGAUCUGCACCAAAGGCAUCAUCGUCUAUGAAGUGAAAGGCAGCCGCAGAACCACAACAUUCCAGUUUCCAUGGAGAGAAACUGGGAUGAUCUCAACUCAUAGAAGGAAGCUCACUGUCACCAGCAGCACCACCGGGAAAAAGUACACCUUUGUCACAGAUUCAGCCAAGACCUGUAAAUACUUGCUGGGCCUUUGCUCUUCCCAGCAUUGGUUUAAUGCGCAUAUGGGCUUGGAGCAGCCUCCCCAUCUUUUAACUGGUCAGGAUAAGUUUGCACAAAUAGCCAGUUUGAAUUCUGCACACCAGACACAGGCCAACCCUCUCACUUGGAUUCAGAAACUGUCCUGCUCGGAAAAUGAGUUGUGCGUACCCAGGCUGCAGAAUGCCACAGGAGGCCAACUGGGCACAGCUAUGGAGAACAUGCAAGGUAGCAAGGAGCCCGAGAUGGGGAGAAACAGAAGCAGCCCGUACACUGGCGGAGAGCAGCUGCACAGCAUCGGUUUGAACCAGAGGCCAACUCAUACUCUCUUUGGGACAGCUGGUCACAGCACGUGUGCAGGGUCACAGAAGAGCAAGAGGAAGGGCUUUAUGGACGAACCCAACGGCGACAUCAUGUGCGUGAUGCUGAAGCGAGAUCCACUUCUUGGCUUUGGUUUUGUCAUUUAUGAGGGAGAAGACAAAGAGCAAUCAAAGACUGGCAUUUUCAUAUCUUCCCUUAUACCUGGGGGACCAGCAGAAAGAGCUAAAAAGAUCAAACCAGGAGGGAAGAUACUAGCCUUGAAUCAUAUCAGCAUGGAAGGCUUCACAUUCAACAUGGCUGUUAAAAUGAUCCAGAAUUCUCCUGACGACAUAGAAUUAAUCAUUUCUCAGCCAAAAGGUGUUUGUGGGGACAUCCCCAGUGAAGAUAAGAACAGCACGGCAAGUUCUGGCACAUUCUGUACAGACAUCCUGAGCAACAGGUGCCGGGGGCAACAGUCAGCACACACACAGGACCAGGACAGAAAUGCCAGAGGACCAGAAACGGUUCAGCAGGGCGCUGGUUCUUGUCCUCCAUCCCCUCUGGAUGCUGGUGAAAUCUACUUCGUGGAGCUGGUUAAAGAAGAUGGAACGCUUGGAUUCAGCGUCACUGGUGGCAUUAAUACAAGUGUACCUCAUGGAGGAAUCUAUGUGAAAUCUAUCAUUCCUGGAGGCCCAGCUGCCAAGGAAGGACAGAUCCUGCAAGGUGACCGACUACUGCAGGUGGAUGGAGUGAGUCUGUGUGGCCUUACUCACAAGCAGGCAGUGCAGUGUCUCAAGGGUCCUGGGCAGGUGGCACAGCUGGUCUUAGAGAGAAGAGGCCCCAGGGCUGCACCACAGUGUCCUUCUGCUGAUGACAGGAUGGGAGAGGUGCACAUGGCUGUUUCCCUGGUAACGGCCAAGCCUGGAAGACCUGCGAGCCGUGUCUCAGUGACAGACGGUCCUAAGUUCGAAGUCAAACUGAAGAAGAAUAGCAGUGGUUUGGGAUUCAGCUUCGUGCAGAUGGAGAGAGGAAACCACAUCCACGUGAAGAGUGACCUUGUAAGGAUUAAGAGGCUCUUUCCUGGACAGCCAGCUGAAGAACACGGAGCCAUUGCAGCUGGUGACAUUAUCUUGGCAGUGAAUGGAAAACCCAUCGAAGGCCUUGCUUUCCAGGAGGUGCUCCAUUUAUUGCGCGGGGCUCCAGAGGAAGUGACGUUGCUCCUCUGCCGUCCCCCUCCAGGGAUACUGCCUGAGAUGGAGCAGGGGUGGCAGACCCCUGAACUAUCAGGAGACCAAAGACUCACCAUGGCAACCCGUGCUGAAUCAGAGCAGAGCCCCAGCCUAGAUCAAGAGGACAACUGGAGGGACAGCACCUCUCUGGAUGCAGGAGACGGUCUGAGUCCCAGGCCAGAGUCUUCCUACAAGGCUGAGAAAGAGGUGAAGGGAGAUGGAGACAAACAGAGGCCCUGGGCCAGGUCUUUGAUGCAUCCGAUGGAGUCCCAUCCUCAUUUGUGCAAACUCCACCCAGAACCAGAGACGCCAGCAUUGGCCACCUCGUUGGAAAAGGAUAUGAGACAAAACUGCUAUUCCGUGUGUGAUAUCAGGAGACUGGGAAGCUCUUCCCUCACCUUGGACUCUGAAGGAUACAUGGCCCUCACCUCCACAUCCGCAGGCCAGCUGCCCUGUGAAGAGUGUCUGGAGGCAGACUCAGAGACUAUUCCUCUGCCUCGGUUCUGUUCUUCGGGUGCUCUCCUGAAGUCUUCCCUUCCGGAAGGAUCACCAGGGAGUGAGAGUGACUGGGAGGACCUGGAUGAGCCUGUGGAUGGGGAUGAGGUGCUCAGGUGGACACACUCAGCGCGAGUCUCCUGAGAUAGAACCCCGAGGGAUUCUUCACAGGCACUCUUUUGUGGGAGAGCCCUCAGCUGACUUCCGUCCAGGAAAUGUACCUGUUUGCUCAUCUCCCCUGGAAGAAGCAUCUUCGAGCCAACGGGCUAGGCUGGAGCUCCUGGGCUAGUUACCAAGGGCUAACUUCUGAGAGUUUGUGCCUGUUACUUCUGAGGCUCAUCACCAUUAGUAGCCACAACUUCCUCUUCCGUUCUAAAGCUUAAGUCAAGCAAAUUUUUGUGUGUAUGGAGUAGGUUUCCCCUCGUGAAGGGAAUUGAGAACUAAUUUCUUUACAUAAGAUAAGCCGGAGCAGAGGAAGCGCCCGGCUGCCACGCUGGUGCACCGUUUUCCAAGAUGGAUGCCACAUUCUGGUUUAACUGUCUCAGUGUCCUUGAAAACAUCUGGCAAGGGCUCAAAGGCCACACAGGAAAUAUCUUUCUGUAUUGAUUUUUCCAUGUCCUUCCUUUAGCUCCAAAUAGUCAUGUGUUCUUUCUAAAGGAUUUUUCCUCUUUCGAUCCUAAUGCCUGGUUCUCAUCACCUAGAAAGUGAAGUGUAGUUGAGCUACCAUUACUCGAGGUGGAUAGGUAGCUGCCAUCAUUACAAGAAUGAAAACUAGUAGAAUUAACACAUGCAUGGAAGAAAAAGACCUGUUGGGCCAUAGCGUAAGUCAUUAGUGUGACCCUGUAUAAUGGAGAAGACAUAGCAGAGACAAGGUCUCACAUGAGGGAAAUGGGGAAAAUGUACUAAUAUAAUGAGAGUGUGCCCGUUAUAGGUCAUGUUCUGCCAUGUAGGCCUGUUCUGCUGCGCAUGGAAAAGAAAUUCCCAGCAAUCUGAGUAGCCCUUCCUUCAGACUGUUACAGCUCCACAUGCUGCUGCAUCAUUUUAUAGGCCUCGGCUGUGGAGAAUUAAUUAACUAUGCAAUAAAAUGACUAAUUAAUAACA
This is a messenger RNA of Rattus norvegicus (Norway rat), 5205 nucleotides long. NCBI's taxonomy places the organism in Eukaryota, Metazoa, Chordata, Mammalia, Rodentia, Muridae. The record is from RefSeq and is a predicted model, not a curated record.